AUGGGGCCCAAGGCCGAGCCUGGCUUCGUCGUGUGCACGGGCUGCCGCUACCGCUGGAACUUCCGCAAGAACGCGAAGUGCUGGCUGUGCGGGAUCGGGCUGGAGCUGGCGCCCGCGAAGCCUUCGCCCCGUGGCGGGGUCUGGGCGGACGGCGGCGGCGGCGGCGGCUCCCAACUCGCACAUCGUGGUGGCGGCGGCGGAGGCCCGCCGAAGGAUGGCGCCAAGGGCGGCAAGGGCGGCAAGGGCCGCGGUGCAGCCUCCCGAGGCGGCGGCGGCGGUGGCGCGGGCGGCCGUGGCGGAGGCGCCUUCCCGAAGGCCCCCUGGUCGACCCCGCCCGAGAGCGAGCUCGACGCGCUCCUCGCCUGUGGGGGCCCCGCCAUCGCGGCCAGGCUGCAGGAGGCGGUCCGCGACGCGCGGGGCUACGUCGCGCCCGCGGUCGCCCCAGCGCCGAAGCCGCUCGAGCAGCGGCUGCAGUCGGCCACGGCGAAGCGGAUCAACCUCCAGCGCCAGCUCGACGAGGCGGCGGACGCGCUCGUGGCGGCGGAGGACCACCUCGCUGAGUGCCGCGGCUGGCGCGACGAGGCUGCGGUCAACCUCGCGGACGCCAAGGAGGAGGAGAACGCCCUCCUGCGCCAGCGUGCCCAGGCGGCUGGCGUCGUGGGCGCCCAGCCCGACGGCGCGAGGCAGCUCACCUUCAACUUCGACGCGGAGUCGUUCGACACCUUCGCGGAGCUGGAGGAGGAGGCGCAGGCCACCCUCAGGCGCCUCUGCGAUGAGGGGCUCCAGAUCAUGCAGGGCGCGCAGGCUACGUUCGAGCGCAACUGCCAGGAGCACCAGCAGCGCAUCAAGCGCCAGAUCGAGGAGGAGGUGGCCAAGAAGCGCAAGCGCACCGAGGAGGGGCCUGCAGCAGCCGUGGCCCCUGGCACCCCCGAGCAGGGCGCGGACAUGCGGCCGCCCCUGCUGCCGCCGCCGCCCCCGCCGCGGGCGCUGCGCCAGGAGCUGGGCCCCCCCCGGCGGCAGCCGUGGAGAGCCGAGCGGCAGGCGAGGCGGCCCGCCAGCGCGCUGCCGACCAGAAGGCCGCUGCGGCGGCCCCUCCACCUGCUGCUGGCGCUGCUGCUGGCAGUGGCCAGGCCCGCGGGUAGCACCCUGCUGCCAGGCGGCGGCCCCGACAGCGCGGCGCCGCCCGCUGAGGAGGCGGAGGCGGCGGCGCCCAGCCGCUCCGUGGUGGCGGCGGCGCCGAGCGGCGGCCUGCACGCCCACCUGGCGGCCAACGAGCAGGCCGACGCCUUCGAGGAGUUCUUCGAGGCCGCGGAGCUCCACCUGAUCGACCAGUUCGGCAUCUCCGAGGGUGAGAGGUACCAGGGCAGGGCCAAAGCCCGUGACGCGGCACGCUACGCCGCCGAGUUCGAGGUCCAGGCCGCGGAGUCGGGCAUGCGGGACUCCUGGCCCAUCAGCUCGCUGGAGCUGGUCGACCUCACCCCCUACAUGGCGGCGGAGAUCGACGGCGAGGCCGACUAUUUGUACACCGCCGCGGCGGAGCCCGCCCCUGGGACAGGUGGAUUCAGCCCACCGAAGUCGCAGUCCCAGGGGCGCGGCGAGUUCGGGAUGAUGCACGACGCGGAGGUGCGCGCGGCUGACGAUGGCGAGGUGCAGGCCUCAGCGGCUGACGGCGGCCCCCGCCUCGCCACGGCGGCGGCCCUGGCAGCGGCGGCGGCAGCUGGCGCCUCCAGCUCGAGGCCUUCGCCCGCGAGGCGCCGCCCAGCCUCGGCCGAGACGCCCGCGGAGGUGCUGCGCCGAGUGGCCCAGCGCAGGGCGCAGGAGCAGCCGAGGCGCCGCGAGGCCCCGGCGCCCGCGCCCAGCCCGCGCCUGGCGGCGGCAGCGGCGGCGGGCAGCGGCCCAGCCCCUGCGGAGGGCCACGGCGCGGAGGAGCAGGCGCUUGAGGCGGCGCCCGUGCCAGCGCAGCGGCAGCCUGCUGCCGCCCCGCCCCCGCCACCUGCGGCUGGCGCUGGGAGCCAGGUUGCUGCGCUGCCGAGCGCCGCGGCGCCCCAGCGCCUGGCCGCGGCGGCCCCGCGGGCGGAGGACGCCGAGCCGCGGCGGUUCCGCCCAGGGCUCGAGGGCGUCCUCCGCGCACACGGCUUCGCGGACGCUGCGGCGGCCCGCGAGCGCGGGAGAGCCGCGAGGGCAGCGGCGUCCCGCGCAGGGGGCGAGGGGACGCUGCCCCACGACCACGAGGACCAGAUGAACUUAGGCAUCCGGAUCAUCACAAACGCCUACCAGGGCAAGACGCAGACGCUCCAGCAGGAGAUAAGGGGGCUGCAAGUGAGGUGCGACGAGCAGCGUGCCAACGUCGGAUCUCUGCAGAAGAGGAGCUCCACCCUCGAGGUGGAGCUCGUGGAGAGCCGCCAGCGCCACCAGCAGCUUGCGGAGGAGAACAAGGAGCUGAGGAAGACCGUGGACACGCUCGACAAGCAGAUAACGAGGCUGGACGCGCUCAGGAAGCAGGUCCUGCAGUCCAUCCAGAACGACAACACGGACGCAGCGCAGCUCGGGGAGACCUCGCACCUAAUGAGCGACGAGUACUUGAGGAACGCCACGCCGAUCACCUCCGCGGAGUGCGGCUUCGGCGGCGCCGCCGCGCCCCCCCGCGGCCGCGCCCCGGCGGCGCUCGGGGGCCACGACUCCGUGGCCGCCCUGGACGGCAGCCAGAGGCUUGGCAUUGAGCAGGGUGCCCCACCGCCCUCUGCACCAGACGGCAAGCAGUUCUUCCGGCAGGCACGCAGCCAGCUCUCUUACGAGGCUUUCAACUUGUUCCUCUCGAGCAUCAAGCGGCUGAAUAACCAGCAGCAGACGCGGGAGGAGACUUUGGACGAGGCACGCAAAAUAUUCGGCCCCGAGCUGUCUGGUCUUUAUCGGGACUUCGAGGCGCUGCUUACAAGCCACGGCAUGUGA
This is a messenger RNA of Prorocentrum cordatum, 2949 nucleotides long. NCBI's taxonomy places the organism in Eukaryota, Dinophyceae, Prorocentrales, Prorocentraceae. The record is from the annotation of a GenBank genome assembly.